Messenger RNA from Diatraea saccharalis (sugarcane borer), 757 nucleotides. The record is from the annotation of a GenBank genome assembly. NCBI's taxonomy places the organism in Eukaryota, Metazoa, Arthropoda, Insecta, Lepidoptera, Crambidae.
UACGUCACACGUUCUGAUAGCUGAUAAAAUGUUAGUAUAAUCAGUAUGAUACAGUAUUUAUCAGACCUUUCAGACUGAUAAUACAGUUGUGAUUAAGCCGUGGAGUGGUCACGUCCAAACAUGAGGUCUCCGAAUAUUUAAAACAUGGAUGAUAACACGAUAAUAAUCGCAAGCGUAUUCGGUGCGUCGUGGCUUGUACUCUGUGUACUGGUGGUGGUCCUGUUCGUCCAACUGGCCAGCCUCAGGAAGAGAGUCAAUGAUAUGCAAGCCACCGGCAGGAUCCGAGUGCAAAAACUGAGAAUGGACAACGAUGGCAACCACGCGUUCCAUAACCCCGGCAUCACCCCUGAUGAGGAGUUAUCAAAACGAGGGUUCUCCAUAUACGCUACGGAUGAUGUCGAGGGUCAGCCCACCAGGGAGCGAGAGCGGCAGACAGGUGGGCAACUGGUAGAUGAGCUGCAACGAGAAAUAGAAAGUAGACACCAGAGGGCGUCAACUGCACCGCCAUUUCUUCUGCAGAGCAUCGAAGAGAAUAAGAAGAAAAGCAGAGGCUUCAGCCAGACCAACGGCCGACAGAGUGAUACUAAUCCUAACUUCAUUUAUUAAGGAUAUGAAAAAAGUAAUCGAAUUAAUAAUGCUACAGUUUCUUUCAGGUCUGAAGAGCUCUGAAUUUUAUUGCUUUAAAAGAUAACGGGUAUAUGUAGUAGUGGAACGAACGGAGGAAAGGCCACGUAUGUUGUGUUGAAUGUAUAAUAUU